Molecule: messenger RNA, 5163 nt
Organism: Chironomus riparius
Lineage: Eukaryota; Metazoa; Arthropoda; Insecta; Diptera; Chironomidae
Source: the annotation of a GenBank genome assembly
AUGUUGCAUCAAUUUUCAGAAAAGAAUGUUGAAAGAAAGAUAUUGAAAGGAUCAAUAAAGGCAGACCAGACACUCGAGUUCGAUCGUGAGGGAUUGUCAAAGCUAAAGAAGGCAGCAAAAGCAAUUCAUAAUAGUGGCAACGUACAUGUCGAGAAUGAAAUGUGUUUAGUGCGUGCGUUAGAGAGAUUAGGAACUGUAGCUUUAUCGAAAGAGGAGCCCGACAUUGGGGCUGCAUUUCUUAAAUUUUCCGUUGUAACGAAAGAAUUGUCAGCAUUAAUGAAGACCUUGAUGCAGAACAUCAGCAAUAUCAUCAUGUUCCCUGUCGACUCCCUCCUCAAAUCAGAACUAAGGGGUGUGAAAGGCGAGAUGAAGCGACCUUUUGACAAAGCAGCAAAAGACUUUGAUACAAAAUAUCUCAAAAUUGAGAAAGAAAGAAAAGCUCAAGCCAAAGAAGUCGGAAUGAUACGUACAGAAAUAUCAGCCGCUGAAAUAGCAGAGGAAAUGGAAAAAGAGCGGCGCGUAUUUCAAUUGCAAAUGUGUGAAUAUCUCAUAAAGUUUAAUGAAAUCAAAACCAAAAAAGGCAUUGAAUUGCUACAACAUUUAGUUGAAUAUUAUCAUGCUCAGAAUAACUACUUCUCCGAUGGUCUCAAAACAAUUGCUCAUUUUGGAACGUAUAUUGAAGAUUUAACGAUGAAGUUACAGAUGAUUCGUCAGAAGCAGGAUGAGGAGAAGAAAAAGCUCAUUGAAUUAAGAACACUUCUUCGAAGUACACCGGAUUUUGAUAGAGUAGAGAAUGUAGUUACAGAUAAAGGCACAGCAUAUAGUCUUCAUCAAUUACAAGGUGAUAAGAAUCAUGGUGUGACAAGAUCGGGACAUUUAUAUAAGAAAAGUGAGGGAAAAGUGAGACGAGUGUGGCAAAAGAGACGCUGUCGUGUGACUGAGGAUGGCUUCCUUGACAUUUAUCAUGCGGAUGAGUCGAAGCCACCAACACGUGUGAAUCUACUAACCUGCCAAAUAAAACCCGUACCAGAUGACAAGAGAAGCUUUGAUCUCAUCAGUUAUAAUCGGCCAUAUCAUUUUCAAGCAGAGGACGAACAGGACCAAAAAGCAUGGAUGUCAGUGCUUAUAAAUUGUAAGGAGAAAGUCCUCACCAAGUCCUUCCAACACGAGAAUCACCAGCAACAAAUGAGUCCAGGAUUAAUGGAAUUACAAAAGACGCUUAUACGUUACAUCCAAAAUAUACCCGGAAAUGACCAAUGUUGUGACUGUGGCUCAAGAAAUGACGUGACAUGGAUCAGCAUAAAUUUUGGUAUUAUCGUUUGCAUACAAUGUAGUGGAGUUCAUCGUGAUCUCGGCGUGCAUCAUUCACGGAUACAAUCAUUAACAUUAGAUAAUUUAAAGACAGCACAUUUAUUGAUAGCACGUGCCAUGGGCAACAAUCAAUUAAAUGAGAUUCUAGAGGCGACACUCGGCAAGUCAAUGAAAAUACAUCCAGACUCGAGUAUGGAGGAGCGAUAUGACUUUAUUCGUGCAAAAUAUGUCGCGAAACGUUACAUAAUGCGAACAUGUUCUGAUGAGAUUGAUUUACGUGCAGAUUUAGAACAAGCAGUGAUUAAUGCUGAUCUCAGUCAACUACUACAAGUGUGGGCAGAAGGUGCUGACUUUACAGUGCCAUUACCAUCAUCCGAUUAUGGUGAGAAUGCACUUCACUUAGCCGUACUUCGUGAAAUGGGAUCAUCACUUCAUAUUGUUGAUUUUCUCAUACAAAAUAUGCCACCGCAAGGUCUCAAUAAGCCAACAAAUCCUCAACCGAAUGGUGCAAGUGGUGACGAUGGAAAGAUGACACCAUUACAUUUCUGUGCGGCAUAUGAUAGACGAGAAUGUAUGAAGCUUUUAUUGAGAUCUGGCGCUGACAUUGAAGUUAAAAAUUCAAGUAAUAAAACAUCACUUGAUCUUGCUAUUGAGAAUGGCCGUGAUGUUUGUAAAGAGAUGUUAGAGCAAGCGAUGCGACGAGAGAAAGGUGCAUUUGAUCAUAUCAACACAGAUUGGAAUCUACCACCACCACAUGAUGAUGGAUCUACAGACUUUUCCGAUGAUGAUAAUGGACUUGAUGAUCGCAGACGUACGUCACGUCCCCCUAGUUUCAUAGGCGAUUCCCCGAUCACAUUAAGAUCCCGCUCGUCCACAUGUGACUCAAUUAAAAGUGGUACAAGCCCAACAUUCUCAAUAAAUUCAACGAAUUCCAAUCGACAGAUUUCUGGCUUUUCUCAUGGACUGGGUACGAGUCCCAAGCAGCAGAUGAGUUUUCCACAGUAUGGAUCGCAGAGUGGAACUGGCGCAUCGAGUCCCAACUCAAUAACUAGUCGUUCAUCACAUUCUUUAGCAAGUAAUCAAAGUCGCAAGACUACUGCUGUCGUAAAUACACCAUCAGCAUCAGCUAAAAAGCGAAACGCUCCAAAUGCACCAAAUAAUUCACAACCACAAGCCGUCUAUGGAACCCUACCACAUAGCGUCGGUCGCUAUCAACAAAAUUAUGAUCUCUCAGAUAUAUACAGCUCCAAUUCAACACUACCACAUCCAGGACGGAACUCAAUGAUUGAACACCAACGGCAAAAUAAUAACAACAAUAAUAACAAUAAUAAUAAUAACAAUACUGUAACAGCAAAUAAUAAUAAGAAUCAACAAUCGUCGAAUCAGCAACACUUUGAUAAUAAAGUGUACGAAAGAUUUGAGCCAUAUAUGAUGCAGGCCAAUAAAACUAGUCAUAAAAGAUCACCAAGUAGUGAUUCAAUUACGAGAAGCAUUCAAUUGGCGGGUGCCAAACUUGUUCUACCACCGACCGGAGAGAUUCCUCCAAAGCUUAAACCAGUGAAUCGACCACGAUUAGCACCACCACCAGGUCCACCAAAUAAUGAUAAAUCAAUAUCGAAUGGUCAAUCAAGUGAAAGUCUGAAUUCAUUAAAUGAUGGACAAAAUACAUCACGCGUACAGUCAAAUACACCAUUGAGGAAGUCAUUUAAUGAUUCAAUAACAAAUUCAUAUGGUGAUUAUGGAAAAUAUGGUGAAUUGGAUUCAUCAUGUAGUACAAUGGAUACAUCCAAUAAUUUACAUUCAAACAGCAGUUAUUUAACUGAUGAAGGUUCACCCCGUAGCAGUCCAGGUGGUGUCACAAUACAGCCAAUAAAUUAUGCCGGCCUUAAGAGAUGUCGCGCAUUAUACGAUUGCAAUGCUGAUAAUGAUGAUGAAUUGGAAUUUAAAGAGGGUGAAAUACUUGUAGUGCUCAAUGAGCGAACGGAUGAUGAGAAUUGGAUGGAAGGUGUAAUUGAAUCUGAUCCGUCAAGGCGUGGAAUGUUUCCAGUUAGCUUCGUCCACAUUUUACCCGACUAAACUUUAUUAUCAUGCUAGCUACUAUGAUGACUAUACUGUAAUGAUACAGACACAGACAUAUACACACUCUCAUUAUCAAAAACAUGAAAAAAGAUACAUAAAUACACACAUAAAUAUGAUAUUUAUUGAAAUUGAUGAAUCAAUAUGAAUUGACUGUAGAAAAAAAAACUUUUUUAGAUUAGAAAUUGUCAAGAAAAUUGAGCAGCAUGGUCACUGGAUGUGGGUGGCUAAAGCGCAUUUUUGGGGGGUGUCUUUAUGUUGGUACAAUUGAAGUUUAAAUCCUAGUUUGGCAUUUACAUCAAAAAAAAAUUGAAGAAGUUAUUAGGGGCUCCAAAAAAUUAUAUUUAUCCAAGGACGUAACAAAUAUUGUGUUGAGGAAGGAUUCUAACCUCCCCCGACCCCCUCAUUUUAUUUUCACUCGUCAAACAAAGCCCCAAACCCCCUUAAAAAAUGCGCAACCAAAAAAACAAACCUUUUUAUUCCAUAUUUAUUAUUGAAGCAUGUUUUAGAAGAAAUGGACACAUUUUAUGACAUUUCAAAAUGAAAUUUCAAAGAAUAUUAAAUGAACAAGAAUGAAAAAAAAAUAAUUCCAAUCUAUAUAGUGAAACAAAAAACCCAUAACAUAAAUGAAAGGAAAAAAAAUCACGUGUUAUAUUAUUUAUGAAUGUAAUAAGUAGAAAACUAUUCUAAUUUAUUGAAGAUAAUAAUGUAACUAGACUAGCGAAUGAGAUGAAAUGAAGAAAAAAAUUGGAAGAUAAAAAAAAAUUAACAUAAAAAAAAUCAUAUAUUGUUGUCUAUGCGUGAAAAUAUUUAAUUUUUUACUACCCAUAACAUUCAUUAUGUCCCUUUUUAUAAAUCACGUGUGUUGCUUUGUAAAUGACAAAGUUAUUUUAUGCAUUUCUGUUUCUUAAUUUUAUUUAAAUUACUAUUUAAUUUUUUUUUGUUUGUUUUAUCUUUGACUUGUGAAUACUCUAUGUCAGUCACACAUACACACAUACAUAUGAUUAUGAUUAUUAUUAUUAUAUCUACUAGGAAUAAUUUAAUUGUCUUUUUUGUCUUCUGUGACUUUUUACUUCCUUUUUAAAAAAUAUUCUAUUUUGUUGAACUAUUUGAUGAAUAAGUGUGGAGGUGCUGGGCAUGUUAGGGAGAGUAGAUGUGUAAAUUUGACUAUUGAAGUCAAAAAUGCUCAUCAAAAACUGAAUUAUGACUAAUCUCCAUAGUCCAUAGGGUCAAAUACAUAUAGAUUCAGGCACCACCAGCCUCCCCUCAUUGUACCUUUUGAAUUUCUGCUCAGAACCUCCAAAAUACAAAAAAAGGAAUUAAUUAAAGCGAAUAAGGAAGAAAAUUGAAAUUGUUUAUCAUAUCGCGAAUUUUACCAAAUAUAUUAUAAUAUAUUUUAAAUAAACAGACACAACAUACAGCAUAUGAAUUGUAUGCGAUUAUUUUAUUAAUCUAUGUAAAUUAUUUAAUUAUAAUUAAGAUAUCUUUUUGUUAUUUAUAUAAAGACAUAAUAAGUUUUUUUUGUGCCAGUAUGAAAACACACACACAACACACAUACAUAAGAAAUGAAUCAAUUUAUUUUUAAAUAAUGAUUUGUUUGAGAAAAAAUUUAAUACUAUUUAAAACAACAUGGAAUGAAAAAUUGAAAAAAAAAUGCAGGAUAUUAAAAAAUUAAGAAAAGAAAGAAAAACAAAUUGAAAAAUAAAGAGAAAAAAAUAAUUCAUUUGAGCUAUUCAAAAAAAAAUUAAUUCACUGAAUAAAAAAAAAUUGAAAAAU